Molecule: messenger RNA, 1603 nt
Organism: Raphanus sativus (radish)
Lineage: Eukaryota; Viridiplantae; Streptophyta; Magnoliopsida; Brassicales; Brassicaceae
Product: dof zinc finger protein DOF1.1
Exons: 2
Coding region: 321-1298 (325 amino acids)
Biological process (GO): regulation of DNA-templated transcription
Molecular function (GO): DNA binding; DNA-binding transcription factor activity
Source: RefSeq, a predicted model, not a curated record
CCUUUUCUUUUUCUCGUUAGGAAAGCAUUUUCUUUCCUUUAAUUUGUCUUUGUGCUCCUUCUCUCUUCUCACUUUCCUUUUUUGAUUUGGUGCUCUCUUCGCAUUUCUCUUUGGUCGUCUUGCUUCCUCUCUUUCGUUUUGCCCUUUUGUUUUAUUUUUUGAUUCCCCCACCAAGUUUUUCCUUGUAGUUCUUUCCUGUAAAGAUCCAUUAAACUUUAUUAAAGAAGGAAGAAGAAAUAUAUACUAAAGGGGUAUAGAAGAACAAUGGUUUUCUCAUCCAAUUGGUCGCAGGUUUCACUUCUUGGAUCUUCCAUUACUAAAUGUUCUCUCCUACGAACUCGAAUCAUCAACAGCAUCAGCUUCAAGAGAAUGGAAGUUUAGUGAGUGGCCACGGACUACUUUCUAACCAACUUCCACCUUACCCACCAAACCCUAACCCUAGCCACCACCAUGCAGCUGCCUCCAGUGGUCUUCCGGCGAGGCUUGGUGCAUCCAUGGCUGAAAGAGCGAGACAGGCCAAAGCUCCUCCGCCUGAGGGAGCCCUAAAGUGUCCACGAUGCGACUCCCUCAACACUAAAUUCUGUUACUACAACAACUACAACCUCACUCAGCCUCGCUACUUCUGCAAGGGUUGCCGCCGUUACUGGACACAUGGAGGCGCUCUGAGGAACGUCCCCGUGGGUGGAGGCAGCCGGAGGAAUAGCAAAAAGGGCAAAAAUGGUAAUUCAAAAUCUUCUUCUUCUUUGUCCAAACAGUCUUCUUCCACGGUCAACGCUCCAAGUUCUAGCUCCGGACAGCUGAGGACAAACCAUCAGUUCCCUUUUUCACCAACUCUUCACAAUCUCACCCAACUCGGAGGUAUCGGUUUGAAUUUAGCUGCUACUAAUGGCAACAACCAAGCUCACCAGAUUGGUCCGAGUUUAAUGAACGAUCUAGGGUUUCUUCAUGUUGGAAAUGAACGAACCGGAAACAUUCAUGACAACAACAAUAGCGUUCAAAACAACCUAAUGGCUGCUGCUGGAUCAAUGAAUCAGUUCACUCUCUUCGAUCCAGCGACGACCCUAUACGCUUUCCAGAACGAGGGCAAUAUCGGAAUAUCAUUUUCCUCUACUUCCAUGGUUGAUUCUAGGGCUUACCAUACAGCCCCCGUUAAGAUGGAAGAACAACCCAGUUUGGUUAACUUGUCUAGACCGGUCUCUAGUUUGACGCCUCCGGGGAAUCAAACUAGCCAGUACUUUUGGAACAAUUCGGAUUUAUCGGGUCCGUCUUCUAACGAUCAUCAUCACCAACUCUUGUGAGGUUUUGUAAUGUAUGUUUACGACGUGGAGGCUGAUUUAAAUGACUACGAACUGUCAUGAUCAAAUGCAUGCAUAGUACGUGUGUGGGACAAUGAUCGUGGAGUAGUAUAAUGAUAGAAACUAAAAGGUGUCUUCAUUACAGCUUAAUCAGGUGUGUCAUAUAAUUUCUUUGGAUUGUGUGGUUUGAUGGUUAAUCUGAUUCUCAAGUUGCUAUGUCUCUCAACGAAUUCGUGUCGUGUGUGUAAUAGUCCAAUUUAUAUAAUUUCAAAAACUAAAUCUCAUGGAAUAUAUAAUGUUUUCAGCUA